CCUCAGACUUAAAAAUGCUCACUAUUCCUGUUAGUCUCAGUCGGCCUCUCUUUUCAGGCUGAUGGAUCCGGCUCGCAGCCCGAACAUUACAGCCUGCGUUUACGGCUCUAAGGGGAGCCCUCCCUCCUGAAUUUAUCCGGAGAAAGAGCUAGCCGGUGAAGGGCGGGUUUAGGCCCCUAGGUCGGUCUCUCGGCCGAGUGAGAAGCAAGUCACGUUGUGAUCCCAUCUGGUGGCGGUUCUCUUGCUGAGCCCGGACGCACCUAAGCCAUCGAACGUGGGCCCGGCCGGCCCAUUGACAAAAAGCGUGGGAAUUCCACCUCCCGCUUCUUUGUGACGUCACGAAGAACAUUGUGCUUCGAGUGGUUUGCCCACGUUGUGUGAGUUCCACCAGUGACCGACCAGCUUGUUGCGUGACCGCUGUAGUGAAAUAAUGGACUUCUUAAUGCAUAGAUUUGCAUAAAUGUAUGCGCUGGACAAGGACUGUCGCCUGAAGAAGAACCUGCGCCUGGCGGGCAAGGGGACAAAGGAACUGGGCUCCUCCAACGCGGGCAUGAAGCGGGCGUUCGGCAGAAGAAAAGGAUUGUGGUUUCGCUUGCGGAAGAUACUUCUUUGGUUGUUGGCCUUGUACAUUGCCAUUCCAUUCCUUGUAAAACUCUGUCCUGGGAUACAGGCUAAGCUGAUUUUCUUAAAUUUUGUGAGGGUUCCCUAUUUCAUUGACUUGAAAAAGCCACAGGAGCAAGGCUUAAAUCACACGUAUAAUUACUACCUCCAGCCAGAAGAAGGAGUAACCAUUGGAGUCUGGCACACAGUCCCUGCAGUGUUAUGGAAGAAUGCUCAAGGAAAGGACCAAGUAUGGUAUGAGGAUACUUUGGCUUCUAACCAUCCUAUCAUUCUUUAUUUACAUGGAAAUGCAGGCACUAGAGGAGGAGAUCAUCGAGUAGCAUUGUACAAGGUUCUGAGUUCCCUUGGUUACCAUGUAGUCACCUUUGAUUACAGAGGUUGGGGUGAUUCAAUAGGAACUCCAACAGAAGGGGGAAUGACCUAUGAUGCUCUACAUGUGUUUGACUGGAUAAAAGCAAGAAGUGGUUACAAUCCUGUGUAUAUUUGGGGCCAUUCACUGGGCACUGGAGUUGCAACCAAUUUAGUAAGGCGCUUAUGUGAACGAGAAACUCCUCCAGAUGCCCUCAUAUUGGAAUCUCCAUUUACAAACAUACGUGAAGAAGCAAAAAGUCAUCCAUUUUCAGUGGUCUACCGAUACUUUCCUGGAUUUGAUUGGUUCUUUCUUGACCCCAUCACUAGCAGUGGAAUUAAAUUUGCGAAUGACGAAAAUGUGAAAUACAUAUCAUGCUCCUUGCUAAUUCUUCAUGCUGAAGAUGACCCUAUUGUGCCAUUCCAUCUAGGAAGAAAGCUUUAUAACAUUGCUGCACCAUCUCAGAGCUUCCGGGACUUCAAAGUCCAGUUCAUUCCAUUUCACAGGGAUCUUGGCUACAGGCACAAGUAUAUAUACAAGAGUCCUGAACUACCUCGAAUAUUGAGGGAAUUCCUGGGAAAAUCAGAACAUGAGCAUCAUGAGCUACGUCAUUGAGGACUGGCUAUGUGAAAGCAUGAAGAUCUCUUCCCCUCCCCCCAUCUUUUUCUUUCCCUUUGGAUCAGUCCACAAUCCUGGAAACUGUCAGCAGCAGAUGAGUCUAGCUCUCCGGCAUCCACAUUGCUCAGGAACCCUGGCUUUGUCAUCAAGCUUGCCUGUGGAGGGGACUCGACACGAUCUUAGUUGGUUUGUUUAGCCCUGGUAGGAAUGGGAGGAAGCUUACACAGAGCAACUCAAUGUGACCCCAAUGGACCCGAGGAUCCAACCAAGUGGCUGAAAAUAUGAACCCUUCUCGGAAAUUUAGAGUGGAUGAUGGAUGAUGGAUGGCUUUGCUCCUCUUAAGUAUAAGUUGGCCAUGGUGGACCUGCCACCGCUUGGUUGAUCCUACUUCUGUCUGGCUUUUUAGUGGUUGAUUUUUUGUUUUUGUUUUUUACAAUGGAGACUUCAUUCUCUAUUCAUUUUCUCUAGAAGCCCAAGAAGAUGAAAGGGACUCUUGGUGUCUCAGAACAAGGACUUCAACCUCUUACUGAAGGGGCAUGGUAGGAGAUUUGAAAAUGAAGGAUUUAUUUGGAGUUCUUCCUAUCCCUCCCUACUAUACCCAUAAUGAACUUUGGAUGGUUUUUUUUUUAUUAUUUCUCACCCUUUGCAUACUUGCACUCCAUGGCUACCACUUUCCUCUCUUGGGGGUACUUUUGCUAAUUCACAAGACUGAUUAUGGUGAUUUUUUUAUUUGUACUUCUCUCAGUUCAUUUUCCCUUUUAUUUCUCUCUUCAUCCUUCUUACUAUUUGGGUCUAAACUGAACCUUUACUUAAAAAUAAAAUAGUGGUGGUGAUCUGUCUUCGUUUUUCUCUGCAAAUCUAGAAAAAUCAACCACACUAAGCACUUUGAGGCAGAAAAGUUUGUACCUCGUACAGUGUCCACUAGACUACUUUGCCCUGUGGUCUUAGCUACAAGGUUUAAAUGCAGAGUGAGCUUUCCCAGCUUUAGGAUUUUAGUCUGUCUGCUUAAGCUGGGGCAGAACUUGGCUAAUGAAUGUGAAUGGAGUUUCCCCGAUCGUCUUCCUUCUUUUGUCUUAGGCAAGACUCGAGUCUCUAAUCCAGUACGUACCAGAAGCACUCCAUAUGGGGAAGGCUGUUCUGCACAGUGGGACAGGAAUAUUCCAGAUUGCACAUCAAGUUUCCAUUUCUUUGCAAUACUGGUCCCAGUGUGAAGUCUUGCAGCCUUAGGCACAGAAUGCCCAUUUCUGCAGUUGUAUAUUGAGGAGCAUGAGCACAUACGCAUGCACGGGAGUCCUAGCUACAGGUGCAUAAUGUCUAUUUUUAAUGAAUUUUAUGCCAUAAAAAGAUGGAAUAUAGUUUUGGCCCAUGUUACUUAUGAGCUAUGUGCCACUUUGCUACUUACGGGAGUUAUUUAUUGCACUGAUAGAUGUCUAUCGUCCGGCUUUUUUUUGUACAACCAAACCAACAUUCCAUGACAUGCUGUUGCUUUCAUUAGACACCUAUUAAAUAAAAUUCAACCUUAAAUGAGAAUAUUGUCCAUCUUUCCCAAUUAACAAAAGAUCAGAUUCUCCAAAGCAUGAACCUGAUAACUGUUUAAAUUUGUCACCUACAGUUGCAAUCAUUAGGCCAGUAUUGUGUAUUGAACUUUAAAAUCUCUCAAAGAAAAAAACUGCAUAAUUUUAAUAAAAUUGUCUUUGGAUCACUC
Messenger RNA from Sarcophilus harrisii (Tasmanian devil), 3293 nucleotides. RefSeq names its product abhydrolase domain containing 12 (gene ABHD12). The transcript has 14 exons. Gene Ontology annotation, biological process: phosphatidylserine catabolic process; monoacylglycerol catabolic process. Gene Ontology annotation, molecular function: monoacylglycerol lipase activity; phosphatidylcholine lysophospholipase A1 activity. The coding region runs from base 461 to 1585 and encodes 374 amino acids. The record is from RefSeq and is a predicted model, not a curated record. Gene Ontology annotation, cellular component: endoplasmic reticulum membrane. NCBI's taxonomy places the organism in Eukaryota, Metazoa, Chordata, Mammalia, Dasyuromorphia, Dasyuridae.